Messenger RNA from Petromyzon marinus (sea lamprey), 1386 nucleotides. The record is from RefSeq and is a predicted model, not a curated record. NCBI's taxonomy places the organism in Eukaryota, Metazoa, Chordata, Hyperoartia, Petromyzontiformes, Petromyzontidae.
GGAGCUGCGCCCCAGGGAGUGGAGGGAGCGGUGGGUGGAGCUGCGCCCCAGGGAGUGGAGGGAGCGGUGGGUGGAGCUGCGCCCCAGGGAGCGGAGGGAGCGGUGGCUGGAGGAGCGUGCCCCGCGCGGCGCGUGGAGAUCAGCGUGUGCGAGCCGGAGCGGCGCGCCGACGGCCGCGAGGUCUUCACCGUCUACCUGGUGGAGAGCCGCUCGGGCGAGGGGCCCCCGCGCUCGCUGUGGCGCCGCUACAGCGAGUUCGAGCUGCUGCGCCACCACCUGCUCGCGUCGUUCCCGCACGUCGUGGUGCCCCCGCUGCCGGAGAAGCGCGCCGAGUUCGCGUGGCAGAAGCUGUCGCCCGACAACAUGGACCCCGACUUCGUGGAGCGGCGGCGGGCGGGCCUCGAGGCGUUCCUGCUGCGCGUGGCGUCGCACGCCGAGCUGGCGCGCGACGCCCUCUUCUCCUCCUUCCUCGUGCAGGAGCGCGGCUGGAGGGAGGCCGUCGCGGCCGCCGGCUUCCGGGCGCGCGCCGACUCCCGCGUGGCGGGGGCCCUGGCCGCCGCCCCGCGCCUCGAGAACCCCGACCGGCGCUUCGCCGAGCUCAAGGCGUACGCCGAGGAGCUGCGGGCGGCGAUCGGCGCCGUCCUGAAGGCGCGCGCGCGCGCCGCCGACCGCCUGUACGGCGUCUACAAGGUGCACGCCAACUACGGGCGCGUCUUCAGCGAGUGGAGCGCCCUGGAGCGGCGCGAGAUGGGCGACGGGCUGCAGAGCGCCGGGCACCACAUGGACGCGCACGCCGCCUCCGCGGACGACCUGCUGGAGGAGGAGGAGCACUACACGGAGCGCCUCGAGGAGUACCUUCGCUACGCCGACGCGCUGCGCCGCGUGUGCCGCGAGGCCGAGCUGCUGCGGGCCGGCCUGGAGACGCUCGCGAGGGAGCUGGCGCUCAAGAAGCGUCGGCGCGACGAGCUGGCGAGCGGCGCCGUCGCGCGCCCCUUCUCGCUGCGCGGCGUCGCCGACAAGCUGUUCGGGCGGGAGGCCGCGGAGGCGCGCCGGGCUCGCGCCGAGCAGCUCGGGGCGCGGGUGGCGCUCGACGAGGCGGCGCUGGCGGCGAGGGACGCGGAGGCGGCCGAGUUCUCGCGGCGCGCCGCCGGCGACGUCGCCCGCUUCCAGAGGCAGAAGGUGCGCGACGUGCGCGAGGCGCUCAUCGGCUACGCCGUCACGCAGAUCGGCGUGUGCAAGAAGGGCAUCGGCGUGUGGAGCAACGCCAAGGAGUGCUUCGGCAAGAUGUGACGCGGCACGCGAGGGGCCAAGCCGCACGCUCCCAGCUCGCUCCCCGCUCGCUCCCCGCACGCUCUCCGCUCGCUCCCCGCACGCUCUCCGCACGCU